AUGACUUCUCCGUUCAAGAACAUCGCUAUUGUCGGAGCCAGUGGCUCCAUCGGCCAAAUCCUCCUCGCAGCCCUUGUGGAAGCCAGCGACUUCAACAUCACCGUCCUAACCCGCAUCUCCAGCACCGCUACCUUCCCACCAGGCGUAACCAUCCGCAAAUCCGACUUCUCCGCCGUGGACCUCCGCGAAGCCCUAACCGGUCAAGAUGCCGUGGUUUCAGCAGUUGGUGCCACUGCUUUCGCCGACCAGAAGACCAUCAUUGAUGCUGCUAUCGACGCUGGAGUGUCGAGGUUCAUCCCGUCCGAGUUCUCGGCCGAUAGUCAGAACGAUGCUGUUCUGGCCUUGCUUCCACUGUUUGCGCAGAAGAGGGAGGUCAUUGAGUACCUGAAGGCGAAGGAGAAGGAGAUUACCUGGACGGGUAUUGCGUCUUCGGGCUUGUUUGACUGGGGCAUUGCGAAUGGCUUCCUGGGCUACGACAUCGCAACCCGCACCGCAACGAUCUGGGACUCGGGUGACAAGAAGUUCACAUUUACGAACGAGAAGCAGCUUGGACGGGCCCUUGUUUCCUUGCUAAGACAGCCCGAACCGACGGCCAAUCAAUACCUCUACAUCUCGUCGGUUGAAGCUACGCAGAAUGAGAUUCUGGCGGCACUAGAGAACGCAACGGCGUCGAAGUGGAAUGUUCAGCGGACCACGACCAGUGUGGAAGUUGGAGAUGCCACGGCCAAGUUACAGACCGGCGACUUCAGUGGCGCGCUUACCCUUGUUCGCGCUACGGUUUAUGGUGAUAUCCCCGGUCUUGGGAGCAAUUACGCACAGGAUAGGGCUCUGGCGAAUGAUUUGUUGGGUCUGCGGGCGGAGAGUGUCGAGGAGACUAUCCAGAGGGUUGUUCUUGCGUUUGAGGAGCAUUGA
Aspergillus mulundensis is the source of this 912-nucleotide messenger RNA. Its product is annotated as aromatic alcohol reductase. Bases 1 to 912 code for a protein of 303 amino acids. Gene Ontology annotation, molecular function: oxidoreductase activity. Lineage: Eukaryota; Fungi; Ascomycota; Eurotiomycetes; Eurotiales; Aspergillaceae. The record is from RefSeq and is a predicted model, not a curated record. The transcript has 3 exons.